CUAACGUUGUUUCCAUAGCAACCGCAAACUCAGGAGCAAACGCUGUUAAGAAACUGCAGUGAAGAAGCUUUCUGGUUAAAACAAAAGAACAAAAAAACAAAAAUGGAGCCUGAUGAACCUGGAACUUCGGCGGUUGCCAUCGAUAUAAUGCCACUCGCCUCCCCCAAAGGAAAGGAAAAGUAUUGUGAACUUUGUCAAAGGGAAGCGUACUUAGAGUGCGCCAAGUGUCAGGUCACCUUCUACUGUAAUGCAGAUCACCAGCAGGCCGACUGGGUGGGAGUCCAUGAAAGGAUCUGUCAAAUGCUUGUUCCCAUACGUGCUGUGAAAGAUAUGUACGAUCCGGCCGUCCGCAAGAAAAACCAGUUAAGAAAGGCACAUCUGAUCAAGAUUUGCAAGUUGGUGGCUCAAAGCAAGCUGUCAGAGGGUAAACAUGAAGAGGCACUUCCUGCUGCCCACUGCUGCCUGCAAACCUCCAUUGACCUCUACGGACCCAAUACCAUCCAGCUCGUCCCUGCCUAUAUACUGUUGGCGGAGGCCAACAUGGGCCUGGGCAACUUAACUGUUGUCGCAGAGCUCCUGUCCCAGGCCGAGUGGGCUGUACUGAAGAAUCCAGAAUUGGGUGCUUCAGUCCAACAGCAGCUGCACAGGAGCCUGGGCCAAUACUAUACUUCAGCUGGAAACCUGGAAAACGCCCUGUUUCACUUUGCAAACGAUGUUUGGAUUUUUAUUAUUUACUUUGCCUGUGUGGAGUAUGGUUUAGACAGCUCUGCCACCACAAAGGGAUACUUUCUAAUUGCUGAUGUGUUUGCCAGACAGGGGAAGACGCUCAUUGUUCACUCCCUGUACUCUGAGGUGGCAGAACGGUGGCACAAACAUCUAACCAGUCUACUGGAGACCCACCAGAAACAUGCUGACUCAUCUGUUUCCUUUUAUGAAAAGUCCCAGCGAGUUGAAAUGGAGGAAAUGCUGAGAGUCAUGUUGGAGUUUGAACAAACACAGUCCAGAAGAGACGUCAGUCAAAUUGCCCUCAUUGCCUACAACCUCGCCAUGUUGUGGUUCAUCAACGGAGACCUCCACAAGGCUCAGGAUUUUGGCAGCACAGCCCUGCAGGCCAGCCUGCAGAUACCAAGACAUAAACUGACAGAACCCAUCCAGGAGCUGCUGCAGCAGGUGGAGAGUCUGCAGACCGAGCCACGACCUGGUUCUGCCUCUUCUACUCUUCACUAAGACCUGCUCCGCCUGCGUUUAGCCUCACCAUUCAUUCACAUGAGGACAUAGAGAACAGAUGAACAGCUAACAAAUAAAAUUAUUCAUGCAGUUA
Molecule: messenger RNA, 1321 nt
Organism: Poeciliopsis prolifica (blackstripe livebearer)
Lineage: Eukaryota; Metazoa; Chordata; Actinopteri; Cyprinodontiformes; Poeciliidae
Gene: zmynd12
Product: zinc finger, MYND-type containing 12
Exons: 8
Coding region: 103-1227 (374 amino acids)
Molecular function (GO): protein binding
Source: RefSeq, a predicted model, not a curated record